UUUCCCGUGGCGUUCUCUUUACCUUCAACUUUGACCUUUCCGUCACAUGCUCAGGGGGAAUUCCACAGCCAAUUUCAUUCGCUACAAUGUAUCAGCGAUUUAUUUCAAGAUAUUUGAAUAUUUAAUACAAUGUGUCACCUUCAAGAAAAUAUUGACCACAUUCACAAUCAAAUACUAUUGGAUUAAAUACAAUGUUAUCACUCUUAUUAGGCGACUAAAGGCAGAUUUUGGCACUAUGUCAAAAUACCCAUGCUGACACUUGAUCUGUGUGCAUAACAGUUGGGGUUCCUGCUAUAUUUGUCACGGACUGUAUCUGCUUCCUUGGGUAGCCUGUCAAAAACACUGUCAAUGGUCGCCCUGAAUCGACGUUGCUGGGGGAGUUAUUGAAUACUUACUCACCAAGUACCUCCACCACAGUAUCUCCACCACAGUACCUCCACCACAGUACCUCCACCACAGUACCUCCACCACAGUACCUCCACCACAGUACCUCCACCACAGUAUCUCCACCACAGUACCUCCACCACAGUAGCUCCACCCUCCUCCUCCCAUCAUGGACCUGUAUGAGGUCUUCACAGGAAGCAGGCUGGAUGUCAUCACUGAGGAGGUGCUGAGUGGAGACGAGGAGCGUGGGGAGGAGCACCAGGAGGAGGUGAAGGAGGAGGAGGUGAACAGGGAUCUCCCUACCAAAGAGGCCUUCGUAGUGGUGUCAGAGAGAACAGAGACUAGAGAGUUGUCCUCUACCUUCCAGCGUUUCUCCACGGAUACCAACGACUCUCUAAGGUUUGAGGCGUAUGUCCCGUCUUCAGAUGAGGAGGGAACUCCAUCACCUGACAGCUCUGUGGACGGACACGAUGACGUGUUUGAGGAGCACAAGGAGUCGGAGGACAAGGUGAAUAACAUCAGGACUAAGCUGGAGGAGAAGGUGGUGGAGAUGGAGAACUUUGCAGGACAUCUAGAAGAGAUCUUCCUCACUGUGGAGGAGAAUUUUGGUCGUCAGGAGCAACACCUGGAGCAGCACUGCAACGAUGUUCUACAGACGUUGUCCCAUCGUUACGACGAGCGAGCCGCUGCGCUGGGGGAGGAGAAGAAGAGGAAGUUGGAGGCCUUGUACACUCAGCUGCUGGGCUGCGGACGCACCCUGGACGCAUCCAAGGACCUGAUUGAGACCGCCCAGGAACUGUACCGCACCGAGGACAAACGACUCUUUCUACAGGCUGUUAUGCCCACCAUGAAGAGAAUUGAGGAGUUUGCGAAGGAGAAGCCUGACCUGACGCUGGUGACCCCUCUGGAGUUUGGCACGCCCCUCGCUGACCUGUCAGACGUCAAGACCAUGAUGGACUCCAUCAACAUCGUACCAGCCCCAUCUGCCCCGGUCAUAAACCCCCAGGUGUCUAACUCGGCCACGCGGACAUCUCUGCGUGUGUGCUGGAGCCUGUUCUCAGACGACUCUGUGGAAUACUACGAGCUCUACUACAGACCUGUCCUGGAGGACACGCCGGCUGUAGACAGCACCAAGGGGCCUGACGUGUCUAAUGUGAAGGUAAAGGAAACCCACUGUAGUGUAGGAGAGCUGCUGCCUAACGUGCAGUAUGAGUUCUGGGUCACAGCUACCAAUACGACAGGCAUCAGCCCUGCCAGUGAGAAGGCUGUCUACGUGACAGUCCCAUCUCCACCAGUCAUCAGACAGAGGGAGUGUAGCAGUUGUCCGGAAGCCGCUCUGAUUCGCUGGGAGUCAGGAAACACCAACCCAGUCGACUCCUACACCGUAGAGCUGAUUGAGACAGGCACUGAUGGACAGAGUGGGGUCACUGAGUCCAUCGUGGCUGUUCCUACCUGUGAGAGUCUGAUCCAGCUGGAGUCAGGAAGACAGUACCUCAUCUACGUCAGAGCUGUCAACAUCGGAGGACCCAGUGACAGGAGCCAGGCUUUUACUGUCUCUACUACAGGAACCAUCUUCCACCUGCUGCAGGACACAGCCCACCCCUGUCUGUCCAUCUCUGAGGACGGCUUCUCCAUGUUCUACGGAGACGAGGAGCUCCCGCUCUCCGCCAUGACCUUCGACGACAACACCUUCGCCAGGUGUGUAGCUGUGUUAGGGGACCUGAUCCCUGUGAGAGGCAGACAUUACUGGGAGGUGGAACUGGAUGAGGACACAGAGUACAGGAUUGGAGUGGCCUAUGAAGACACUCAGAGAAACUCCUACCUGGGAGGAACAAAUACAUCCUGGUGCAUGAGACAUGUCCUCACCCCAUCCAGACACAAGUACGAGUUCCUCCACAGCGGCUGGAGCCCAGACAUCCGGAUAACGGUGAACCCUGUGAGGAUAGGGCUCAGUCUGAACUAUGAGAGAGGGAUCCUGUCCUUCUUCAACGUAGAGCUGGAACAACACCUCUACACCUUCUACUGUAGCUUCCAACGCUACGUUCAUCCCUGCUUCGCUCUGGACAACCCCGGUGCGCUCACUGUUCUCACUGGGGUAGAGGCACCAGGGUACGUCCACUUGGUCUGAGUUUACCAACCAUGAUUCACAGGUGUCCAUGGAAACAUCUUUACCUACCACGAUGUACAGGUGUGUCCAUGGAAAUGUCUUUCUGUUGUCUGUUAUUCUAACCCUCUGGACAACACUGCAUGGUAGAGCACAAUUAUACUACAAAAACAUGUUUAUGACCCCUUUGUGUAUGUGGGUUAACAACCAUAUCUGAAUAAAAACCAUGUACAUCAG
Molecule: messenger RNA, 2725 nt
Organism: Oncorhynchus kisutch (coho salmon)
Lineage: Eukaryota; Metazoa; Chordata; Actinopteri; Salmoniformes; Salmonidae
Product: fibronectin type III and SPRY domain-containing protein 2-like
Exons: 14
Coding region: 554-2512 (652 amino acids)
Molecular function (GO): protein binding
Source: RefSeq, a predicted model, not a curated record